UCCCGACCUACACCCGGAUGCUGCGCGCCCUGCCCCGCGUCCCAUGGCCCCAGCGCCCCUGGAAGCCCUUUCUUGCCCGCGGAUGGGCUUCCGACGGGGCGACCGGGGGACCCGAGAUUCAAGUGCGCGCCCUGGCGGGACCCGACCAAGGAAUCACUGAGAUUCUGAUGAACAGACCACGAGCCCGAAAUGCCCUGGGGAAUGUCUUGGUCGGUGAGCUGCUGGAAGCUCUGGCCUGUCUGCGGCAGGACCAACAGGUGCGUGUCUUGCUCUUCAGAAGUGGCGUGAAGGGUGUGUUCUGUGCAGGUGCAGACCUGAAGGAACGGGAGCAGAUGAGUGAGGCAGAGGUGGAGGUCUUUGUCCAGAGGCUCCGAGGCCUGAUGAAUGACAUUGCAGCCUUUCCUACACCCACCAUUGCAGCUAUGGAUGGGUUUGCCUUGGGUGGGGGCCUGGAGCUGGCCCUGGCUUGUGACCUCCGAGUGGCAGCUUCUUCGGCUGUCAUGGGGCUGAUCGAGACUACCCGAGGGCUCCUCCCAGGGGCAGGAGGGACCCAGCGGCUGCCCCGCUGCCUGGGGGUGGCACUGGCGAAGGAGCUCAUCUUCACUGGCCGCCGACUAAGUGGGGCGGAGGCCCAGGCGCUGGGGUUGGUGAACCACUCUGUGGCCCAGAAUGAAGAAGGCAAUGCAGCCUACCACCGGGCACGAGCACUGGCCCAGGAGAUCCUGCCCCAGGCCCCUGUUGCUGUGCGGCUGGGCAAAGUGGCCAUUGAUCGAGGAAUGGAGGUUGACAUUGCUUCAGGGAUGGCCAUUGAAGGGAUGUGCUAUGCCCAGAAUAUCCCAACCCGGGACCGACUGGAAGGCAUGGCAGCCUUCAGGGAGAAGCGCCUCCCAAGAUUUGUUGGUGAAUGA
Messenger RNA from Orycteropus afer afer, 908 nucleotides. The record is from RefSeq and is a predicted model, not a curated record. Lineage: Eukaryota; Metazoa; Chordata; Mammalia; Tubulidentata; Orycteropodidae.